This is a messenger RNA of Paramisgurnus dabryanus, 2278 nucleotides long. NCBI's taxonomy places the organism in Eukaryota, Metazoa, Chordata, Actinopteri, Cypriniformes, Cobitidae. The record is from RefSeq and is a predicted model, not a curated record.
AUGAAGCCAUGGAUGACCAAAGAGGUGCAGUGUCUGCUCGGGGAGAGGAAUGCUGCAUUCAGGGCUGGUCACAAGGUGCUGUAUAGUGCUGCCAGAGCCAAACUGAAGAAAGGAAUCCAGGUGGCUAAGGCUACAUACAGCAGGAAGAUCGAGGAUGGCUUCCAAAGUAAUAACUACAGGGAGGUGUGGAAAGGGGUGCAGUAUAUUACCAACUACAAGCCCAGCAACCUCUUGGCUGAUGGUGGUGAUGCGUCGCUGGCAGAGAAGCUGAACCACCUUUUCGCCUGCUUUGAGGUGGUGUCCCCAGUGGAAACAACAUUACAUCCAUUAACACACAGACCCGAUGGUAUCCCCGGAAGAGGGCUGAGGGAAUGUGCAGAUCAGUUGGCUGGGGUCUUUACCACGAUCUUUAACCAGUCCCUGUCCCAGGCCGCAUUACCACUCUGCCUGAAGUCUGCUAUAAUAGUGUCACUUCAAAAGAAGACUCUUAUCAGUAACCUGAAUGGCACUGACACCUGUUAUAAUGAACUGCACUGCUACAGAAAAAAAGGCUCUCCCGAGGAUCAUUACCACAGCCCAGAAGGCAAUUGGCUGUCCCCUCCCCUCUAUGGAAGAGUUACACAGUUCUCGUUGCCUCUUCUUUUAUUGAGAUGGCCAAAUGAGAGGAAAUUUCAGCCACCCACACCUAAAUCUUCUCCACCAAAUAACAAAUCCAUAAUAUCAGUGCUUGACAUGGGAAUCAGUCAAGAGGAAUGGGAUGGACUACAGGGGGCUCUUGACUGGCCCGGUCCAGAUCAAGAAAUCCUUCAGCUGAAUCUGAGCACAAGUCCACUUCACACAACAUUCACUAUUGUGACGCUCAAUGACACUUACAGAGUGGGAGAUAAGAUCCAGGUUAUCAUCACAGCCAAAGACCACAACAACAACUUUAAAUCAUAUGGAGGGGAUUUUUUCCAAGCAAAGAUUUUCAGUUCAAACUUAAAGGCAAGUGUUUAUGGGGAAGUUGUGGAUCAUCGUAAUGGGACUUACACCGUUGAUCUUCUGCUGCCCUGGGACGGUCAGGCAAAAGUUUCUGUGCGUCUAGUCCAUUCCAGUGAGGUUGUGCAGAUUCUUAAAAAGUACAGGGAGACCUCUUUCCCACGCAGCCACUAUGAGGGUUUCUAUGAAGGACCAGGACCCAAAGGAGUCAGGAUUCAAGAAAAAGUUGAAUGCAAUCUUAAAUGGGGCUCUGAUGGAAGUUGGAGGAAAGCAAACUGUUGUUGUGAGUAUAAAGAUGUAAAAACAGGAACGGUGUGGCAGUGUGAGCGACCGCAGAAACUCUCCUGUGACCACUGGGUGCAUCAUAAAGCGUCGUCUUUGGAAAGCCCAUUAAAUGAGUUUGAACAGCAACUCUUUACAAGCGGAUUAACAAAUGUUGGUAUUACUGGAGACAAUAAACUCAUAACUGUUCUUCCCAACACUGCAGACAUUGUUAAAACAGAAAGAUGCACGUCUGGUAUGGAAACACCAGUUCCUGCAGGAUUUUAUUUUAAAGACGUCUGGAAGUCUUUUGUAUGUAACACGCAGGUAUUCACUCCUUCUGAAAUGGGAAAAUGUCUUAAGGAUAAGAUUGUUUAUAUAAUGGGAGACUCUACAACAAGGCAGUGGUUUGAGUAUUUGGAAAAAAAAGUGCCUGGCAUUAAAAGAGUAAAUCUCCACACCCCUCGCCUUGGUGGACCCCUGAUGAUGUUAGAAGUGAAAAACAAUAUCAUUGUUUACUGGAGGCCACACGGCGUUCCUUUGAGAUUUUAUAAGAUGCCAAUCACUGAUCUUCAUUAUAUCAGCAAUGACAUUGAUGAAAUACACUGCGGCCGUCAUGUAGUCGUCGUCUUUACAUUUUUUGCCCACCUAGUUUUUCAUCCGUUAACAUUUUAUGUCCAUCAAGUGGCCAAAAUUCGUCAAUCUGUUGUUGCACUUCUGAGACGUUCACCUGAGACGACCGUCAUUAUUAAGUCUGGGAACACGGGAGGCUUAAAGACUAUUUUUCAGAGCGACUGGUUCGUAAAGCAGUUGAACACAGUGAUGAGAGAGAUGUUCAGUCAUAUUGAUGGAGUGAUCUACCUUGACGUCUGGCAGAUGACAUCAUGUCACUAUCUACCUGAAGACAUUCAUCCAGGUCCUGUUGUGAUUGCUAAUGAGGUGGCCAUGUUGCUGUCUCAUAUCUGCCCUCACUGACACAUUUAACACAACUAGAGAUCAUCUUUAUAUCAUUUUAUACAUUUACUGUACUAACAUUGAG